CUGCCAUAGCUGCUGCCGUUGCCGCAGCGGCCGCCGAGCUGAAACCGCCGAGCGCGAUGCCUGAAGGCACUCUGAGUGCUGCGGUCCCCGGGCCCCGGGGCUGGCCAGUGAGAGGGUAUACUGGAAGAUCCUGUGGAGUGGAAAGGCAGUACUGCUGUUGAGACGAAUCCCAAGAUUGGGCCAGGAACUGUCCCGGGGCUCCUCAUCAUGAUGGCCGUGGAGGGGUCAACCAUUACCAGCCGGCUCAAGAACCUGCUUCGAUCCCCAUCCAUCAAACUACGCAGGAGUAAGGCAGGAAAUCGGCGAGAGGACCUCAGCUCCAAGGUGACCUUGGAGAAGGUGCUUGGAAUAACAGUGUCUGGAGGCAGAGGACUUGCCUGUGACCCCCGAUCCGGUUUAGUUGCCUACCCAGCUGGGUGUGUGGUCGUGCUGUUCAAUCCCCGGAAACACAAACAACACCACAUCCUCAACAGUUCCAGGAAGACCAUCACUGCCCUUGCCUUCUCCCCUGAUGGCAAGUACUUGGUCACUGGAGAGAGUGGGCACAUGCCAGCAGUUCGGGUUUGGGAUGUGGCUGAGCGUAGCCAGGUGGCAGAGCUGCAGGAGCAUAAGUAUGGUGUGGCUUGUGUGGCCUUCUCCCCUAGCGCCAAGUACAUUGUCUCCGUGGGCUACCAGCAUGACAUGAUUGUCAACGUCUGGGCCUGGAAGAAAAACAGUGUAGUGGCCUCCAAUAAGGUGUCCAGUCGGGUGACAGCGGUGUCCUUCUCUGAAGACUGCAGCUACUUUGUCACUGCAGGAAACCGACAUAUCAAAUUCUGGUACCUUGAUGACAGUAAGACCUCAAAGGUGAAUGCCACUGUGCCCCUGCUGGGCCGCUCGGGACUGCUGGGGGCACUGCGGAACAACUUGUUCACUGAUGUGGCGUGUGGCCGAGGGAAGAAGGCAGAUAGUACCUUCUGCAUCACAUCCUCUGGGCUGCUGUGCGAGUUCAGUGAUCGGAGGCUUUUGGAUAAGUGGGUGGAGCUGAGAAACACAGACAGCUUCACAACCACCGUGGCCUACUGCAUCUCUGUGAGCCAGGACUACAUUUUCUGUGGCUGUGCUGAUGGUACUGUGCGCCUCUUCAACCCCUCUAACCUGCACUUUCUCAGUACCCUGCCCCGACCCCAUGCCUUGGGGACAGACGUUGCCAGCGUCACUGAGGCCAGUCGCCUCUUCGCUGGAGUGGCCAGUGCCAGGUAUCCAGACACCAUUGCCUUGACCUUUGAUCCCACUAACCAGUGGCUGUCUUGUGUGUACAACGAUCACAGCAUUUAUGUUUGGGAUGUGAGGGACCCCAAGAAAGUGGGCAAGGUGUACUCAGCUCUGUACCAUUCUUCCUGCGUCUGGAGUGUGGAGGUCUACCCAGAAGUGAAGGACAGUAACCAAGCCUGCCUUCCCCCCAGUUCCUUCAUCACUUGUUCCUCAGACAACACCAUCCGCCUGUGGAACACAGAGAGCUCCGGGGUGCAUGGCUCCACCUUGCACCGAAAUAUCCUCAGCAAUGACCUCAUUAAGAUCAUCUACGUGGAUGGGAACACUCAGGCCCUACUGGACACUGAACUGCCCGGAGGGGACAAAGCUGAUGGGUCCCUGAUGGAUCCCCGUGUGGGCAUCCGUUCUCUCUGUAUCAGCCCCAAUGGACAGCAUCUAGCUUCGGGGGACCGUAUGGGCACACUCAGGGUGCACGAGCUGCAGUCCCUCAGUGAGAUGCUGAAGGUGGAGGCCCAUGACUCGGAGAUUCUGUGCCUGGAGUACUCUAAGCCAGACACAGGUCUGAAGCUGCUGGCAUCAGCGAGCCGGGACAGACUGAUCCAUGUGCUGGAUGCUGCACGGGAGUAUAGCCUACAGCAGACCUUGGACGAGCACUCGUCCUCCAUCACUGCUGUCAAGUUUGCAGCCAGUGAUGGGCAAGUCCGCAUGAUCAGCUGUGGAGCGGACAAGAGCAUCUACUUCCGCACUGCACAAAAGUCUGGAGAUGGAGUACAGUUUACACGGACACAUCACGUGGUACGGAAGACAACCCUCUAUGACAUGGAUGUGGAGCCCAGCUGGAAGUACACGGCUAUUGGCUGCCAGGACCGAAAUAUUCGGAUCUUUAACAUCAGCAGUGGGAAGCAGAAGAAGCUGUUUAAAGGGUCACAGGGUGAGGAUGGCACUCUGAUUAAGGUGCAAACAGACCCCUCAGGGAUCUACAUUGCCACCAGCUGUUCUGAUAAGAACCUCUCCAUUUUUGACUUCUCCUCAGGCGAGUGUGUGGCCACCAUGUUUGGCCACUCAGAGAUUGUCACUGGCAUGAAAUUUAGUAAUGACUGCAAGCAUCUCAUCUCUGUGUCUGGGGACAGCUGCAUAUUUGUGUGGCGCCUGAGCUCUGAGAUGACCAUCAGCAUGAGGCAGCGCCUGGCAGAGCUGCGCCAGCGUCAGCGAGGGGGCAAGCAGCAAGGACCAUCCUCUCCCCAAAGGACUGCUGGAUCCCAUCGGCACGAGGCCCCAUCGAUGCUCUCUUCUGGACCAGCUCUCUCGUCAGACAGUGACAAGGAGGGAGAAGACGAGGGCACUGAGGAAGAAGAACUCCCAGCUCUGCCCAUCCUUGCCAAGGGUACCAAGAAACAGCCAGCCUCGGUGCCCAACCCAGCCCUGCCUCGAAGCCUGUCCCACUGGGAGAUGAGUCGGGCACAAGAGACUGUGGAAUUCCUGCACCCAGCUCCCGCAGCCAGCCAAGGACCCAGAAGAAGAGGGCGCUGGGCUCAGUCAGAUGUAGAGCUGAGUGUUCGUUCCAUGCUGGACCUGCGGCAGCUAGAGACACUGGCUCCCAGCCCUAGGAACCCUAGCAGGGACUCUCUGGCCAUGAUCCCAUCUGGUUCAGGGAAGCAUGGUCAGCAAGCCCCUGGGACCUUACACACUGUCCAGAAUGAAAAGCCCCCUCAGCCUCAGGCUUCCCAACCCUGUUCCUGCCCCCACAUUAUCGGAUUGUUGUCCCAAGAGGAAGGGGUCUUUCCCCAAGAUCUGGAGCCUACACCCAUCGAAGAUGGUAUUGUCUACCCGGAGCCAAGUGACAGCCCCACCUUGGAUACCAGUGAAUUUCAGGUGCAGGCACCAGCCCGAGGGACUCUGGGAAGAGUGUACCCGGGCAGCAGGGUCUCAGAGAAGCACAGCCCUGACAGUGCCUGCUCUGUGGAUUACAGCAGUAGCCGCCUUUCCAGCCCUGAGCACCCCAAUGAAGACUCUGAGAGCACGGAGCCCCUGAGUGUGGAUGGCAUUUCCUCAGACCUUGAAGAGCCAGCUGAGGGUGAUGAGGAAGAGGAGGAAGAGGAAGGAGGCACUGGCCCCUAUGAGCCGCAGGAAGGCAGCCCCUGUACCCCGGAUCAGGAGCAGUUUCUAAAGCAGCACUUUGAGACUCUGGCCAAUGGGGCUGCUCCAGGGGGCCCAGUCCGGGCACCGGAGAGGACAGAGUCUCAGAGCAUCUCUUCACGAUUCCUUUUGCAAGUGCUGACGCCCCCACUCAGGGAACCAUCCCCAUCUUCCUCAAGCUUGGCACUGACGUUGAGGCCAGUCCAGGUGCCGCAGGUUUCUGGUGAGCAGCUGAGAGGCAGUGGUACUAAUCCUCCAGGAGCACCCCCAGAGGUGGAAGCCUCCCCUGGGAACCCUGGCCCCCAGCAGGCAGCUUCUGUGCUGUUGCCACGACGUCGUCUCAACACAGACAGCAGCUGGACCCCCAAGAGAGUGGCCACCACCAGCCCCUCAGGUGGACUCCAGAAAGCCCAGUCCGUGCAGAGUCUGGCAUCACAGGGUGGGGCUCUUCCACCAGGCCCGUUACUCUUACCGGAGAUGGAAGCCCAGGAGGGCCCGAGUUCCCUGCCCCAGGCUAAUGGUCGAUUGUCUCGGCCCCACUCCUACCAGAACCCUACCACCAGUUCUAUGGCCAAGAUAUCCCGCAGCAUCUCUGUUGGGGAGAACCUGGGUCUGGCAGCUGAAACUCAAGCUCCUGUCCCCAUGCGGGUCUCACCACUCAGGCAGCUGGCCCUGCCCAGCCGGGCUCACCUGGUCCUGGACAUUCCAAAGCCACUACCUGAUCGUCCCACCCUGGCCACAUUCUCACCUGUUACCAAGGGCAGGGCCCCUGGUGAGGCAAAACGGCCUGGCUCCCCAGUGGGCCUAGGAAAGGCUCACAGUACAUCUGAGAGGCGAACCUGUUUAGGGGAGGACACCUCUCCCAGGCUUAGGACAGAGUGCCAGGUUCAGCCUGGGCCCAACAGCCCUUGUGCCCAGCACCCGUCAGUUGGCAGCCUCCUCCAAGGCCCUGAGAACUUGCAGCCCCCAACCCCUGAGAAGACUCCCAGCCCCGUGGAGUGCAUCAGGCCAGGGGCAGCCCUAAGCCAGGCCUCAGAACCAUUGGUGAGCCUGGAGCAGUGCGAACAGCUUGUGGCAGAGCUCCAGGGCAGUGUGCGCCAGGCUGUGCAGCUCUACCACUUGGUGGCCAGCUGCAAGACACCCUCAGUGGAACAAAGUCGCAUCACCCAGCUUCUCAGAAAUACCUUCUCUUCAGUGCGGCAGGAGCUAGAGGCCCUGGCUGGCACUGUGCUGUCCAGCCCGGGCGGGAGCCCUGGGGCCGUGGGAGCUGAGCAAACACAGGCCCUGCUAGAGCAAUACUCAGAGCUACUGCUUCGAGCUGUGGAGCGUCGCAUGGAGCGCAGACUCUGAAUUCCAGAAGCCUGUCUUAAGUGAAUGCUUCCCCUGUUCCAGCCCCUCCUCCACUCCCUGAAACCUGUGGGGAUGCUUGGAGUGGAUAACAGUGAUCAGUGCUCAGAGGGGAAGCAAUUUUCCCAGCUGCUCCUCAUGGGGCCCCUGUAUUUAUUAAUUUAUUUCCCUGAUUGUUGCCUCACUUGGAACUCCUGCCUCCACAGCCUGUCCAGUGGCUCAUGCAGGGGUUACGUCUGAGUCUUUGUCAUCUUGGUGCUGUGAAGAGUAGGAGGGCGGCCUGCCCCCUCUGGGGGAGAUCAGGAAGGGCUGGCCCUCUGUCUUCUUAGAAGCCAUUUGAAAUUACUGCAGGGAUCAGCUCCCCGGGGUGGAGCACACACACAGGGUAUUUAGUGGGUAGAGGUGAGUGAUAAUGUGGCAUUCAGUGCCCUUCAGCCAACAGCGGAGCAGAGCCUCUCCUCUACCUCCACUUCCCCUCCCACACCAGCUGCACUCCCCUGGCUGCCGGAGCAGGGGUUAUCCAUUUUCUCCAAUUCCUGGCAGUUCAGAAAGGCAGAGCCCUCUGGCCCUCCGGGGCAUUCCCAGCCAUUAGGUGUCUUGAAUUUGUAUCAAGGCCCAAGCCCCCACAUUCCACUCCCAUUCCCUCUCCAAAGAGGGCCCUGACAUUGUCUUUCAACCUGUGCCCCCUUUCCGUCCUGGCCAGAACUUGUAGAGCCAGCUGGGGGACAUUGCUGCAGGACAGUAAAGCCCUCUGCUAGGCAGACAUGAAGCCCUGGCUCCUUUCCUCAGCCCUUUGGUUUUCACUAUCCUCCAACCCUUAGUCUUGGUCCCCAGCAGGCUGCUGGAGCCUAGAGACCAUCUGCUCCCUGCAUCUGAGUGAUGCUCAGUCAGAAGCCUGUAUUGGAGUUUCCCUCACAGUUUACAGGGCACUGGCCCACUUUCUAAAGACCUUAGCCACAGAUGAAAUCUCUCACAUACGCACCCCAAUUGCGUGUUCAUUGCUAGUGUUCUUGGCUGAUGGAUGUGUGCCUGGUUUCCUCUCACGUCCUGCCCCAGCUUCAUCACCUUGGCUCCUGUGGAAUGCCAAUGAAGAAGCAUGAAAGGGGUAGAACACACUGACCCCCGAUUCUGGAUUCUUGGUGUCCACAGUUUAGGAGUCCACAAUCUAGGCCCAUAGGGUACUUGUUUGUGGUAGAAGGAGUCUCAUCAAAGGCAGUGCUGGGCACCCAGGGUACUCUGGAUAUUGGAGUACGGGGAGGGAGGCACGUGGGUCUGCAGGAGGGGCCAAGAGACACACCAGAAAGGUGGUUAAGAGGGACAGGUAAGUGGUGGAGGUGAGGGGAUAGAUUAGAAUUAGAAAGGCAGUUCGGUGUCUCGGGAAGGAGGCAGGGCACGGUGGGCAGGUAGAGUAGAAUCAAGUAGUGAAGCAGUUAUGAGUUGGGGUGAAGAAUGUGUCUCUGGGCCCUACUGCUUCCCUCUGCCUCUGGUAAGGCAGGGCAGCUUUACUAUUUAUAGCUCCAGGCCACAAAAGCCCAUUCUCCUCCCAAAGAUAGGUUUUGGGCCCUGCUGGCUGAACAGGCAGAGGCUUAGAAAAAAGAAAUUGGAUUCUGAAGGAUGCCCAGCUGUUUGGCUUGGCCUGAUUGCACCUAAACAGAUGAAUCCUAUUUCAUCCCCACUCUACUAUCACCACGUGUAUGGCCAAUUGCAGAGAAAUUCUGGGCCCAAGAACUCACAGCCCAAGAAAUUCUUGAGGGUGGACUCCCACCCCCAAGGGCACACCAGCCACAGCCCACCUAGAAUAGGGCUCACACCAGGCUGUCUGGGCUGGGUUCCUUGUGAUCCUUGGCCAGCUCGUCCCUCACGAGGGAGCAAUACUCCGGCUAUGAUAGUGAGAAGGUGGACAGCCUUUUCCUACCCCCAGCCCAGAAGAGGUUUGUCUUUUGGCCAGGCUAGUGCCCGUUCCCUUCUGCAUGUCUGAGGCCAGCAAUAACUGCUGGCCCUGUCCAGAUUUUCCUACCCGGUUUUGAAAGCCCCUUAUUUAUAACUUUUUAUAUUUUGUUCAGGACCUGAUGCUUUCCUCCUCCCCAGGUCUCAAGGGGCAGGGGCUGUUUUUAACAUGUCCGUUUGUAUUGAUGUAUGAACUGGUCAAUAAAAAAAUCGUUUGUUAACUCUGGGACGCCA
This is a messenger RNA of Artibeus jamaicensis (Jamaican fruit-eating bat), 6918 nucleotides long. RefSeq names its product mitogen-activated protein kinase binding protein 1 (gene MAPKBP1). Bases 208 to 4740 code for a protein of 1510 amino acids. NCBI's taxonomy places the organism in Eukaryota, Metazoa, Chordata, Mammalia, Chiroptera, Phyllostomidae. The record is from RefSeq and is a predicted model, not a curated record. Gene Ontology annotation, molecular function: protein binding. The transcript has 32 exons.